This is a messenger RNA of Hymenoscyphus albidus, 1461 nucleotides long. NCBI's taxonomy places the organism in Eukaryota, Fungi, Ascomycota, Leotiomycetes, Helotiales, Helotiaceae. The record is from the annotation of a GenBank genome assembly.
CCAUGACCUUCAGUACCCAAUACCCUUUCAACCCAAUACUUAUCUUAACCUGAAAGAGCAGAGGAACGAGAGAAAUAUCUACCCCCAUCUGUUUUGUGUAUCAGGGGAGGGUUCGGCUGUGAAGUUUGUCCAAAAUCUCAAUGUCUGAGGUGACGAUCAUGCACUCAUACCUAGUCCAGGAUCUAUAUCACAGUGCGUCAGCUUACCACGUGGAUUGGAGUGCCGGUGGCUUGGGGAUCGAAAGAUCCUCCUAUGAAACAGCUAGGUUCUCGAUAAUACAUACGAUGCCUCACUCUUCUUGACCGCGAAGUGUCCAAAAUCUGUGGGUUUGAUAGGACUCGAAAAGGCGAACAAGAUUAAGAUUGGCGGGCCGGGCGUUUUUGCAGGCUUCGUCAGAUUGAUAUUGAAUGUCCAAAACAUUACGAGGGCCGCCGUCUGGAUGAGUGUUAUAAUAAACUUGACUGGAGGGCUUGAAAAUGUCCAAAACAUUGCCAGGGCCGUGUGAUCUAUAUAAUGGAUUGAAUUUCCGUCUCAAUAGCUUUUUCUCCAGACUACAUUCAGACCUUCAUGAUCAAGUCUUCUACACGAACAAAGGAGUUUACCGGGUAUCAUGUGCAUCAUGUCUCACGUGACUAAACAACCGAACAACACAACAAGAGCUCUCACAAUGACAAGAAAAUCGAUCAAAAAGACGCUUUUGAAGAAGGUACCAUCCCGAGCAACUUCUUGGAAGAUAGUCACUAAUGGGCUAGGAUUCCCACGACCCAUUCUUAAGAACAGUAAAGGUCCAGAGCGAGGACCCAACCCGCUAUGUCGAUUUCAAGAUGAGGCUCGACACAGGAUGCGAAGUGCACGAUUUGAUUGCAUCUGAAGUAGUCGCUCAGCUCAACCUCAAGGACAAGAUCGAGAUCAACGAAGAGGCAAUAUGUGAUACCCUAAAUGGGGAACAACUUUGCUCAAUUGGCACCAUCCGACUUCAUUGGAAGGGCAAACGGUUCAGAAAGAUCUUUGAUACAAAGUUCCAUGGUAAUAUCGAACCCAUUAUCUUCGAUUUCCAGAUUCUUAAAUGAUCAGGAAGAACAUUUCCCCUAACGCAAACUCCAUAAGACACGUGCUAAUCUUGUGCAGUGAUUAACAGUCCUUCACUGCCAUGGCAAGUAAUCCUUGGCGCGGAAACAAUCCAUCAACAUAGGAUUCUGAAGUUCGAAGGGUUUGAAGGAGCACGGUCGUUUCUUAAUAAAGAGAAAAAAGGCAAGUAUUCUUGGGAUGGCUUUUAAAAAAUGAAAAAUGCGAAACUAACCAAAGCAUGAAAUAGAAGACAAAGCAAAUCGAUCAGCACGAAAGGAAGAGCACAGGAAGGAGUGUGAGAAGAAUGAUACCAAAAAAGCUGCUCACAAGAAGAAGAAAGAUGGAGAUAAGGACGCGGGAAGGCGGGAAGAGUCCUCGUCCAACGGUUCUUGA